Mobula hypostoma (lesser devil ray) is the source of this 14405-nucleotide messenger RNA. Its product is annotated as ankyrin-2-like. The coding region runs from base 953 to 12865 and encodes 3970 amino acids. Gene Ontology annotation, molecular function: protein binding. The transcript is spliced from 51 exons. The record is from RefSeq and is a predicted model, not a curated record. NCBI's taxonomy places the organism in Eukaryota, Metazoa, Chordata, Chondrichthyes, Myliobatiformes, Myliobatidae. Gene Ontology annotation, biological process: signal transduction.
UCCAUGGUCUACCUACAGAAAUUAAACCAUUAUUUUAUAAUAGUGAACACUGCUAUCCCAUAAUAUUACUUGUACAGUUGUUUGUUAAUUCUAAGCAGAGACUGCCACUUCCAUCUCUUUGCAGCUUAAAACGCUGAACAACAAACAAUAAUAUUUUUUAAGCACCUGAGCUGGAUUAAGGGAAAUCAAGUCUUCUCAACACGGGUAACGUAAAUGUGAAUUUAUUUAAAUGACGUAAAGGUAUUGUUUAUUCUUCAAACGUGCAGACUUCCAUUCGUGAAUGCAGUAAUUUGCAUGAUAUAUAGGUUCGUGAUGACUCUAUAAUUGCAAUAUCUUGUCCUGUAAUAUUGUUAUUUUAUGAUAUAAUUGUCAUUUUAAUGUUAGUAACGUUAUCUACUCCCCGCUAUGACAUUGCAUUAUUAAUUUGGAAAACAUACUAAAUGUAACAAUCAUUACAAGAACAACAUUACUAAUUCAAGUACAGACAUAUUAUAAAUCGUGAUGCAAAUCAUUGGUAUCACGUAUCUUGGAACAGAAGAUCCUUGAGUGUGGGAGCAGAGUUACGGCAGAUCAGAAGGGUUCUCCGUCCAGCAUUCUGUUCUGUACGUAAUCAAACCAGCGUGUGUUGUGGGGCAUUGACGCCGGCUCCCAGACCGUCGCUAAAACUGAGUUGAGGCAGAGAGUGCUGCAGUUACCCGGGAACACGGACACACUCGUUUUGGCAGCACUACAAAGGUCAAACUCUGCCCCCCCCCCAACAAAAAAAAUCUCCAUCUACCUCCUCCUCUAUCCGCCCCGUCCCCAGCUUUCAUUAACCGAGUACAAAACAAAAUCCGGCCAAAGGAGAACCAAAACCGGGGAAGUAGCGUCUGUAGUGAGAAGCAGAGGGUGGAGCGGAGCGGAGCAGAGCUGUCUCACAGUCAAGCUUCAUAACAGCCAGAGUGUGAAGAAAAUGGCUUCUCCCUCCUCCUCCUCCUCCCCGCAGGGAGGCGGGACUUCUCCAAACCCGCCAGAUCGCAUUUGCCAGCAAGGUGGGAGUGAAAUACCCACCACUUCCCGGGAGAGGUUGUUACGUCACAGGGUAACUUUCCAGGAUCAGAUGGUCCCAAGUCGUCAGGAGUCUGACAGUAAUGCAAGCUUCCUUCGUGCUGCUAGAGCAGGAAAUCUUGAUAAGGUACUUGAGUACCUCAAAGGAGGCAUAGAUAUCAACACAUCAAAUCAGAAUGGUCUCAAUGCAUUGCACCUGGCAGCCAAGGAAGGACAUGUGGAACUUGUUCAAGAAUUAUUGGAGAGAGGUGCAGUCGUUGAUUCAUCGACAAAGAAAGGAAAUUCAGCCCUGCACAUUGCAUCUCUGGCUGGACAAACUGAUGUGGUUAGAACACUAGUAAAGCAGGGUGCCAACAUCAAUUCUCAGUCCCAGAAUGGUUUCACUCCACUCUAUAUGGCUGCCCAGGAAAAUCACAUUGAAGUUGUCAAGUUUCUUCUGGAAAUUGGAGCUAACCAGAGCACAGCCACUGAGGAUGGGUUCACUCCCCUGGCGGUUGCACUGCAACAGGGCCACAACCAAGUUGUUGCUAUCUUACUUGAAAAUGACACCAAAGGAAAGGUGCGCUUACCAGCCCUACAUAUUGCUGCAAGGAAAGAUGAUACCAAAUCUGCUGCUUUGCUGUUACAGAAUGACCACAAUGCUGAUGUACAGUCAAAGAUGAUGGUGAAUAGAACCACAGAGAGUGGGUUUACUCCCCUCCACAUUGCUGCCCACUAUGGAAAUGUAAAUGUAGCCACUCUGCUAUUGAACCGAGGAGCUGCUGUUGAUUUCACAGCUCGGAAUGGAAUUACUCCACUACACGUAGCUUCCAAACGAGGGAAUACCAAUAUGGUGAAACUGCUAUUAGAUCGAGGAGCUCAGAUUGAUGCUAAAACAAGGGAUGGACUGACCCCACUACACUGUGCAGCAAGGAGUGGACAUGAUGGAGCUGUAGAAAUUCUGCUUGAGAGAGGAGCCCCAAUGCUUGCCAGGACAAAGAAUGGUUUGUCACCCCUCCAUAUGGCUGCCCAGGGUGAUCAUGUGGAAUGUGUCAAGCACCUGCUGCAGCAUAAGGCACCUGUUGAUGACGUCACACUUGACUAUCUCACUGCAUUGCACGUAGCUGCUCACUGUGGUCACUACAGGGUCACCAAGCUCCUCCUGGACAAGAGAGCCAAUCCCAAUGCCCGGGCACUGAAUGGCUUUACCCCAUUGCAUAUUGCAUGUAAGAAAAACCGUGUUAAAGUCAUGGAACUUCUUGUGAAGUAUGGGGCUUCAAUCCAAGCCAUAACAGAGUCUGGCCUUACACCAAUACAUGUGGCUGCCUUCAUGGGCCACUUGAACAUCGUUCUCCUUUUGCUGCAGAAUGGAGCAUCUCCGGAUGUUUCGAAUAUUCGUGGAGAAACUGCAUUGCACAUGGCUGCACGAGCUGGGCAGGUGGAAGUUGUUCGUUGCCUGCUGCGCAAUGGGGCCCAGGUGGAUGCAAAAGCCAGGGAGGAUCAAACUCCGUUACACAUUGCCUCCAGGCUGGGUAAAACUGAGAUUGUGCAGCUGCUACUGCAGCACAUGGCCUUCCCAGAUGCGUGCACCACAAAUGGCUACACCCCACUGCACAUUUCUGCCAGGGAGGGGCAGGAAGAUGUGGCUUCCAUUCUUCUUGAGGCUGGUGCUUCACACUCAUUGGCCACAAAGAAGGGAUUUACCCCACUACAUGUAGCUGCUAAGUACGGGAGCCUAGACGUGGCAAAACUCCUCCUGCAGCGCUCAGCUUCUCCAGACUCUGCGGGCAAGAAUGGCCUAACCCCACUUCACGUUGCUGCUCACUAUGACAACCAGAAGGUGGCACUGUUGCUGCUGGCGAAAGGUGCCUCUCCCCAUUCGACUGCAAAGAAUGGCUACACACCUCUGCAUAUUGCUGCCAAAAAGAACCAAAUGGAAAUUGCCAAUGCCUUACUGGAAUAUGGAGCAGAAACUAAUGCUGUAACAAAGCAGGGGGUUACACCCCUUCAUCUGGCAUCACAAGAGGGACAUGCCGAAAUGGUUUCAUGUCUGUUGGAUAAAAGUGCCAAUGUCAGUGUGGCUACAAAGAGCGGGCUGUCAGCACUGCACCUUGCGGCUCAGGAGGACAGGAUUAAUGUUGCGGAAAUUCUGGUAAAACAGGGUGCAAACCUUGAUGCACAAACCAAGGUGGGUUAUACUCCACUAAUUGUGGCUUGUCACUAUGGAAACAUUAAGAUGGUUAAUUUCCUCCUGCGGAAUGGUUCCAAUGUCAAUGCCAAAACCAAGAAUGGAUAUACACCUUUGCACCAGGCAGCACAGCAGGGUCACACACACAUCAUUAAUGUCCUUCUUCAACAUGGAGCCAGAGCAAAUGCAACCACUGCGAAUGGCAACACUGCCUUAGCAAUUGCCAAGCGUCUUGGAUAUAUCUCUGUGGUUGAUACCUUGAAGGUUGUCACAGAAGAAGUCACUACCACUACAACUACUGUAACUGAAAAACAUAAACUGAAUGUACCUGAGACAAUGAAUGAGAUCCUGGAUGUUUCAGAUGAGGAAGGAGAUGAUACAAUGACGGGUGAUGGAGGAGAGUAUCUUAGACCAGAGGACCUAAAAGAACUUGGAGAUGACUCCCUACCCAGCAGUCGGUACCUAGACAACAUGAUGUACAGAGGAAUAGGACGCCUUGGAGAGCGCUCAGAUAGCCUGCGGUCCUUCAGUUCAGACAGGUCUAACACACCAAGCCAUGGUCCACACUACAGGGACAGUGCCAUGAUUGAAGAAUUAAUCACAGCCACAAGUAGCCAGGUAGCUCUGGCAAAAGGCCCGGAGAAGGACUCCACACAUCGCUUAAAUUGGGAAACAGAGAACUUGGACAAUGUGGCACUCUCUUCCAGCCCAAUACAUUCAGGCUACUGGAGCAAGAUGGUGCAAGACAUAGGAACCUUACAGCCAGCAGGCUUUCUGGUUAGCUUUAUGGUGGAUGCUCGGGGCGGAUCUAUGCGUGGCUGUCGCCAUAAUGGGCUUCGUAUUAUCAUUCCUCCUCGGAAGUGCACAGCCCCAACUCGUGUCACUUGCCGCCUGGUUAAACGUCACAGACUGGCUACAAUGCCUCCCAUGGUGGAAGGAGAGGGACAUGCCAGCAGGUUAAUUGAAGUUGGGCCAUCCGGUGCUCAGUUCCUUGGUAAGCUUCAUCUUCCUAACUCUCCUCCCCCUCUAAAUGAGGGAGAAAGCUUGGUUAGCCGAAUCCUGCAGCUUGGGCCGUCAGGAACCAAAUUCCUUGGGCCAGUGAUUGUGGAGAUUCCACACUUUGCAGCCGUACGUGGGAAGGAACGAGAGUUGGUAGUACUGCGGAGUGAAACUGGAGAGAUAUGGAAGGAGCAUCAGUGUGAAUAUACUGAGGAAGAACUGAAUGAAAUAUUGAAUGGGAUGGAUGAAGUGCUUGAUAGUCCAGAGGAACUUGACAAAAAACGAAUUUGCCGUAUCAUCACCAGGGACUUCCCACAAUACUUUGCAGUAGUAUCCAGAGUCAGACAGGACAGUAACUUGAUUGGGCCAGAAGGAGGUGUGCUGAGCAGCACUGUGGUACCACAGGUUCAAGCUGUCUUCCCUGAAGGAGCUCUAACCAAGAGAAUUCGAGUUGGACUCCAGGCCCAACCCAUGCAUGUUGAAUUAGUUAAGAAAAUCCUGGGCAAUAAGGCAACCUUUAGCCCAAUAGUCACCCUGGAACCAAGAAGAAGAAAAUUCCAUAAACCCAUUACGAUGACAAUUCCAAUUCCAAAAUCCUCAACAGAAGGGCUAAUGAAUGGAUAUGGUGGAGACACUCCAACUCUUAGGUUACUUUGCAGCAUUACAGGAGGAACAACACCAGCACAAUGGGAAGAUAUAACGGGAACAACUCCAUUGUCAUUUGUCAAUGAAUGCGUUUCCUUCACAACAAAUGUAUCAGCUAGGUUCUGGCUCAUAGACUGUCGGCAGAUCCAAGAAUCUGUGAACUUCGCCACACAAGUGUAUAGAGAGAUUAUUUGUGUACCAUAUAUGGCCAAGUUUGUAGUUUUUGCCAAAUCACUUGAUCCAGUUGAGGCACGAUUGAGAUGUUUCUGCAUGACAGAUGACAAGGUGGACAAAACAUUGGAACAGCAGGAGAAUUUCACAGAGGUUGCAAGGAGCAGAGACGUUGAGGUUUUGGAAGGCAAGCCAAUUUAUGCUGAUUGUUUUGGCAACCUUGUACCCCUUACAAAGAGUGGACAGCAUCACCUAUUCAGUUUCUAUGCAUUUAAAGAAAAUAGACUUGCACUGUUCGUCAAGGUACGAGACACAACUCAAGAACCAUGUGGACGUUUAUCCUUCAUAAGAGAACCAAAAUCUACAAGAGGUCUUGUGCAGCAUGCUAUUUGCAACCUAAAUAUUACACUACCCCUAUACAGCAAGGAGUCAGAUUCAGAUCCGGAGCAAGAGGAAGAGGUGACUGGAACUCAAGAUAAAUAUGAAGAGGAGGAGACUGUAACUACUGAGAUUUCUUCAGCCAUAAAAACACACCUUGUCCAUGAUGUCCCUGUGCUGGCAAGCCCAGACUUGCUUUCAGAUGUAUCUGAAAUGAAACAAGAUUUAAUCAAGGUGACUAAAAUUUUAAAAACAGACUCAACAGCAGGAAGUAAAGGAAGCCCCAUUGAGGUAAAAGAAUUAGCAAAGGUUGCGGAAGAUGAACCAGGUGAGCCAUUUGAAAUUGUAGAAAAAGUGAAAGAAGACUUGGAAAAAGUGAGUGAGAUUUUAAGAAGUGGAACAUAUAUAGGUGAAGAAUCUAUACAAGAAACCUUUGGUACUAUAAGAAGUGAAAAACUAGAAGAAAACUGGGUUAUUAUCAGCGAUGAAGAAAUAGAAGAAGUUAAACGAGAAGUACCAGCAGAGGUCUAUGAAGCUCCGUUUGUGGAGCACCGGAUUGAUAGAGGACCUGUUGAGAAAGUUGUGAAAGACAUGAGUGGAAUGUUGGGCUAUUUAGAAACUGACUUGGAUACGUAUUUAAACCAGGUAGCAACAAAACCUUUAGCCACCUGCCAAAUGGAUAUUGUCCAAGAAAGAUUUGAUGCAACAUAUAUUACCAAAGAUUCUAAAAGAGAAACAGAGCAGACGAUUUCCAAACCUUCAAGCUGUAUGGAUCUUGAAGAACAUAAAGUGUCACAGAAUGCAAAAGACCAAAGUAAAUUUGAUAUGGGAAAGGUAAAACCAGUAUUUCAGAGAUUCAAGGCAGAAAGCACUACAGUGUGUUUUAAGGAUCCUGCAUUUCAGGUCCCAACUACAGAAACUGAGAACGAGGCUAGAGACGUGCAACAGAAUACUUGUGCUGAAUCUGGUUCCACCAAGGAAGAAGUAACAUUGGUGCCUCCAAGUGCUGCAGAAUCUACCUCACCUGUGGUAGAAGAGACUCCCAUUGGUUCUAUAAAAGAGAAGGUCAAAGCUCUUCAGAAGCGUGUGGAAGCUGAAAAAGGACAAAGGGAACAAGCAAAGUCUGUGGUAAGGGAAGAAAUUUUCAUUAAACGAGUUACUUCCAAAGAGACUCCUGCUUCUGCUUCUGCUUCUGCUGUUACAGAAAGGCUUGAAGAAACCAUGUCAGUGCGUGAACUGAUGAAAGCAUUUCAGUUAGGACAAGAUCCAUCUAAGAAGAUGACUCGACUUUUUCAACAUUCAUCUGAUGUUUCAGAAGCAGAAAAACGAUCUUUGGAAGAAUUUAAAAAAAUAGAUGCAUGUAUAGAAAAAGAACAUCAACAAAAUUUACCUCCCCUUAGAGCUGGCAAAGAAAAAGCAGAUAACGUAGAGCUUUCAAGGCAAGUUCAGUCACAAGUGCUUUCACAGGAUGCAUUACACAGAGAUUACAAUGGAAUAGCACCAAUUAGUGCAAUUUCACAAGGCACAAAGGAAAUUGUUAGAGAAAGGAAAAGGAUACCAUCAUGCAAAGAUAAGAAGGUACUCACAAUUGACAAAUAUGAUGCUACUUCUGAAACAUUAGAAAACUCUGAAUCAGUUUUUACUGAAGACCAUGAAAAACAAAGUGAAACUCAUAGCAGUAGAAUAACAGUGACUAGUGAUUUACAGAUCAGUCCAGACAGGAAGACAUCCACUGAUUUCACCGAUGUUAUUAAAGAGGAGUUAGAAGAUAAUGACAAAUAUCAGCAAUUUAGGAAAAAAUCAGAUACACCAGAUGCCGAACUUUACCUUGAACAGGUAGUUACAAGCCCAGUUCACCAAGAUCUGAAUAUUAGUUUUCCACCAGAUUAUGUGAAAGAUGAAUUUACACCAGAUAUAACUUUACAAAAUGGUGCCCUUGAUGACAGUUCUGAAAGCCUAAAACAUGAAGGCAUUGCUGACUCUCCAAGUUUUAGCUUAGGUGAUGGUACUCCUCAAAUUAGUUCAGAGGAGAGUUACAAACAUGAAGGUCUUGCAGAGACACCUGAGACAAGCCCUGAAAGUUUCUCCCUUUCACCAAAGAAAAGUGAUCAGGAACCAUCAGAAAGGCAAGAUGCUGGAAAUGCUGUCAGAAUAGAUAGUGGGGACCAAAGCUUUGAGAAAAAUACAGCUUCUGCACAAUAUGAAAAUAUAGUCUCAACUGAUGCAAUUACUGAAGUAAAGGUAACAAAAGAAUCUUUAGAUGCCACCAAUACGGAGAUAACUGUAGAUUCUGGUUGUGUAGAUUAUGAUGAAUUGCAAUUGGCAGAAGUAACUGAAGCCACAUCUCUCUUAGAUGAUGUGGAUGAGCAGACCACAAGUGAAUCUGUCUCUGCCCUUAAAGCUGCAGAUGAUACGAGUGAAAAGGAUGCUUUUAUCCAGGAAGAACCAGAAUCUUUGUCUCUUUAUGAUGUUCAUGAUGUUUCUCUGGACAGUAGAUCCAAAGGCAAGGAUGGUGACGUUUCUGUUUCGGUGUCAGAUAGAGAAGUAGUACAAUUAUUAGCUCCAGAUAUUUCAGUUAAAGAAAAGGACCAAAACAGUGCUUUGCCAGUUGUAACCUCAGUUUCACCAGAGGGCACAGCAAGAAAUCAACUGUUAGAUUUAUGUCUAACUGGAGUUUCACUUGAUGCUGAUACUCUUAGUCCUACGGCAGAUGAAUCUAUGAUCAGCCAUAAAGAUUCUCUAGAAGGUAGUCCCACACAGGAUGAUAUUGAUACAACUUCGCACAAAUCCCCAGAUUCACUCGAGCCAAGCCCUAUCAAAGAAUCACCAUGUCCAGAUUCUCUUGAAAGUAGCCCUGUGGAGCAGAAGUUAAGUACAGCAAUUUCUGUGGCACAGAGAAGUGAAAAAAUAGCUUCCAUUGAGAAAAAAAAUGAAAGAAUGGAUAUUCCUUUGGAAUCCACAUCUGCCAGGAGUAGAGUUUUCAGAGACAUGCAGGGAGAAGGACCCGUAAGUAGAGAAGCAAGGAAACUUUUGUCACCUGAUGGAAGUGCAGAGGAAGAUAGUUUGGACCAAAUCUCUCAAAUGGAAAGUUCAGGAAAGAGCCCUCUUUCACCUGAAACUCCAAGCUCUGAGGAGAUCAGUUAUGAAGUCACACCUAAAACCCCUGACACACAUAUAUUAUCAGUUGCUGAGAAGCCAAUUGUGAUUCCUGAAAUCCAAGAGGAAAUUGAUGAUGAUUCCCCAGACAGUGAAUCAAAGAAAAGAUUUACACCAGAAGAGGAGAUGUUUAAAAUGGCAGCCAAAAUUAAAACAUUUGAUGAACUAGAAGAGGAUGCUAGAUUAAAACGUGAAGGUAAAAAGGAACAGAGGCUUUCUGAUAUGUCUCCACCCUCUGUAAUAACCAAUGUAGAAGAAACCGAAGUUAUAUUCAUAUCUCAUGCUGAACGUAGAAAGAGCUCCUCCUCUUCGGAAAGUGAGCCAGAUUUGACUCAGCUAAGCAAAGAGGUUAGAAGUGGACUGCUUCUGGAGCCAGUCAUUCGAGUUGAACCUGCAUCUCCACUCUACCCAGGUUCUAGCCCUGAAGAUGCAGAAUUUCUUCCUAUAAUGGGCAAAAAAUAUACCUUUAAGAUAAUAGAUCAUGAAAAAGAAUCAAGUGAACAAAUAGCUGAAGGUGAUAAUGGAAUAGACUUAACAAAUAACAACAGAAGCAUGAACAAAGAUUGUGCAGUGCCUGAUGUUAAUGCAACUGUUAAAAUUCAUCAUUCUUCCACAGCCUCUGGAAAGUCCAUUGAAGAGCCUGUUUCUUCAGAGGCAUCACAUUUCAUGCCUGAAAUACAAGAAUAUGAUACUCUAACUGAGGAAGAUGUUCAACGCCUUGACCAGGCGGCAGAAAAACGAGAUGAGCUGUGGGUGGACAGCAGAUCUGAAGAAUAUAAAGCAAAACCAUAUGACCAAAAGCAACAGGGCCAGGAGGCAACUGUAGAAAUAAAAGCAUCAGCUGUAAUUGAUGGUUCAGAGUAUAAAGCAGCUCCAACUGAUGAAUCCACAUUGCAGGACAUGUUCUCAGGCCAAGAAGCUGAAGGACAACUAAGCAAAAUAAUAAUAACUAAAACAGAGGCUGAUCUUGACUCUUGGAAUACAAUAAGAGAAGAUGAUGAGAUAUUUGCAGCUCGCCUUAAAGAGGAAGAGCAGAAAAUAUUUGGCCUAAUGGUCGACAAACUAUCUCGUGGUACAACUCCUGAUACCACACCAGCAAGAACACCAACUGAGGAUGGUACACCAACCAAUGAACAAAACCCAUUUCUUUUCCAAGAGGGAAAAUUAUUUGAAAUGACCAGAAGUGGUGCUAUUGAUAUGAGCAAAAGGAACUAUGGAGAUGACGGCUUCCAUUUUUUCCAAAUUGGAGAAAAUCAGAAUACUGAGACUUUAAUAGAAGCAUCAAAAAUGGAGGGAACUGAGGAAGAGGUGACAUCUCUUGAAACUGAGUCCACACCUGACGGAUUACCUAUCCAAUCUCAGACUGAGAUACAAUAUGGUUCAUUAUCAGAUUCACCACCUACUAUCAACUCAAGUUUUCAAUCUACAGCAGAGUUAAAUUGCACUGAUGAACAAUUAGCCACAAAAAAUGAACAAAAAUCAAGAAUUCCAAUCAAAAUGGGCAUUUCUGCAUCCACCAAAACGUCAAAGAAAGACCCUGCUAUGCCUGAAGUGGCCGAAGUAAAACCUUUCCAAUUAGAUGAUGAGGUGAAUUUAGCUACUCCUGAGUCAUCAACAAAUAAUGUCCAGUUAGACUUUUCUACAGUGACCCAGACCAUUUCCUCACAGCAGGCUAUAAAGAGUGGUGAAGAUUCAUCAGACUCAUCACCUGAAGAACAGCGUUCAGUUAUUGAAAUUCCUACUGCAGCUAUUCAACAAACUCAAACAGAGGCAAAAUCAAAGCUUCCUGUCAGGCAUACUGCAAUUGUAACUGCAAUACCCCGUGCACCAGCUACAACCGAGGAUAAGACAUCUUCAUCUUCUCGUUCGUCCCCUGCAAGUACACAGGAAGGAUCUACAGAUGAUUUAGUGAAAUCAAAAUCUAGAAUUCCUAUUAAGGCUGUUGCACACAGAAUAGAUCACUAUUCUUCAUCAGUGCUACCAGAUGCAAAGAAGACUUCAGAGACUAUUCGAACCCAUGAGGUUAAAUCUAGGUUGCCAGUAAGACAGGAACCACGGAGCAAGUCUGAGUCGGAUGCCAUUAAUUCUGUUGAGAUAAAAAGUAAACUUCUGAGUAAGGGACGGAGCUACGAUACUGAACCUGAUGCAAAAGAACUGCUAUCCCAUUUUCCCACAGGAUCAGAAACAUCAGAAAAUUCUAAAUCAAAAUCAUUCCAAUCAAGGCUUCCAGUGAAAACCAAAGCUAGCCAUAGUUCACAAGCUGCUACUAGUUUUACUAAAGGCAGUAAGGAUACAUUCUUUGAACUUUAUAAACAUUCAAUUGAAUUUUUUGAAGAGAUAAGUGAUGAGGCUUCAAAAUUGGUGGAUCGCCUGACAGAGGAAGAGCGAGAACAAGAAGUGCUGUCAGAUGAUGAUAGCAGUGCUGUAGAUAGUUCUAUUAUAGAAAUUGAGCAGCUCAGUGAAAUACAGCAAUCUCUUCCCGAAGACCAGUUUGAUGUGAGGCCAAUCUGGGAUGAAUCUGUUGAAACCCAAAUUGAAAGAAUUCCUGAAGAAAAUGGCCAUGAUCAUUUUGAAGCUUUGGAUACUCAGGAGGAUUCUGAAAGAGCAGAGCAACGACUCUAUCUUAUUGCUGACCACCUUGGAUUUAGCUGGACAGAACUGGCCAGAGAACUGGAUUUUAGUGAAGAGCAGAUUCAUCAGAUCAGAAUUGAAAACCCUAAUUCCUUAGUGGACCAGAGCCAGGCACUUUUAAAAUAUUGGAUGGAAAGAGACGGCAACUGUGCUUCAGAUGAAAAGUUAUUGCAGUCCUUGAACAAAAUUAAUCGACUGGAUAUUAUCAGCCUGCUGGAAACUACACAAACAUCACCCAGCAAAGAACAUGUUUCCCGUACUUAUGCAGAGAUUGAACAGACAAUAGCCCAAGAUCACAGUGAAGGUUUCUCUGCACUUUCUGAAGACCUUUACAGUCCGAAGGUCAUACAACUGGGACAGCAGACUUAUAAAGAGUAUUCCUGCUCAAGGGAACUAGGAGAAGUUUCCAGUGAACGACGUACUGAGGGCUUUGGAGCACAACCACCUCUUGUCUUGGAGGAAGAUAGUUCCAUCAGUUGUGGCAAGCCACAGGAAGCCAUUGCACAGACUAAGGAACAGCUGAACAAGUCAGGAGAGGAGCUAUUCAUCUCUGAGUAUUCAGGGCAAGCUCAGGAGGGAAAUGAAGCUGAAGCAAAAAAAGUGAAGGAUCAAGACUUUACAUCCUCUGGUGAAGAUUCUGACUUCUAUCAAGGCAAGUCCAGGGAGGUAGAGAAAUCUGUUAUCCAGGAUGAAGAAGAGGCAGAUGAGGAAUCUACAGAGUUGGUAAACUUGAGAAUAGAUGAACAAACUCCAAUAAUACAGGAGCCUGAUGAGGGCUUACAGCCCACCCAAACAGCUGGUCCCACUAUAGGGGAAACCACAGAGAGUGAGCCAGAGAACAUUAAGAAAUCUUUUGAGGAAGAAUCACUAGAAAAGGAGAUAGUAGAAGAGUUGGGGGAACAGGAAAGCAGUUCUGAUGAGGAGACUGUAACUACCCGGGUCAUUCGCCGCCGGGUGAUUAUCCAGGCAGAUGAUAUGCCCGAUGUCCUACCGGAGUCAGUCACUGAAGAACAAUACACAGAUGAACAUGGAAAUACUAUUGUAAAAAAGGUUACCAGAAAGAUUAUUAGACGCUUAGUUUCCCCUGAUGGCACUGAAAAGGAAGAAGUGGUAAUACAAGGAGCAGAGCAAGAACCAAUUAGAAUUGAACAUGAUGACGGAUAUUCAAAAGUUUUAAAGCGGACUGUAUUAAAAAGUGACAGUGAGCAGUCAGAGGUGACAUUUUCAGAAUCGCAAGUGCCCUCUAACUCUGAAUUUCAAUCAGAGCCUGUUGAGGGCCGAAAAAUCAGCAGAGUUAUUAAAACGACAGUAAUCCAUGGAGACAGAGUGGAAAAACAUAUUGGGGACCCCAAGCUGGCCUCUGACCUUCCAUCUGCCAAAGAUGAUUUCAAUAUGGCUCUUAGUUUCGCAGGGAACCAAGGAAGGGUACACAUUCCAAAUGUAGUUCAGAGAGAGUUUGUAAAAGAGGAUGGAUCUGUUAUUAAAAGGGCGACCAUGAGUAAAGCCAGCACACAGAAGAAGACUGUGGUGAAAGAUCAGGAAGGGAAGCAUGUGCAUGAAGAACAGCUGGAGGACGUACCUGAAGCACUUCAGAAAGAUGACCUGAAAUAUGACCUACAGCAACUUCUUGAUCGCUUUUGUUGUGAGGACUGGAAACAGGAAGAAAACUAAAUAACUCAAAUUGUGCAUAUCUGUUGUAUUAUAACUACGCAGUUUGCUCACAUGAAAAAAUCAUAUUAUUAUCAUUUCCAUCUGAAAAUGCUGGCGUAACUGUGUGGAAAGCUUAGAUCUGAAUUAACCCUUUCACCGUGCAUAAGUAAGUUUGUGACCAAAGAUGGCAUCCAAAUCUUGGAUGACUAAUACUGUUUGAACAUUAGAUCUUCCUGAAUUGGCUGUUUUAGGAACAUGCUAAAGUUGCUUCCAAUAAACUACUGGCAACAAUGUCAAUAUCCAGAAAAUACUUCAGCCACAGGCCUCUUCCCAUUUUCUGUCACAGAAGGACUUACCAAAAUAAAUGUGUAAAUAGCAGAAGUGUUUUGGCUUGUGAAACCAAGACACUGCCUACCUUGACUACAAUGUUGCCACCAAACACAUGGUCCUUUCUUCAUUGUUGAAUUAAGUCUGACUAAAUGUCGCCAUAGUAACAGAACAUGGGUGUGCAGGCCUAGUACGGCGCACGUAAGAAUCUUACAGUCCCUCAAAGAUUUACAGAGCUUAGUAAAUAUGCUAGCACCUGUAUUGGACAUUUCGCUAUUAAUUGCAUUAGUAUGAAUUAAUGAGUGGGUGUGGCAAGCUCCAUUUGAUGUGCAUUCAUGCUGCCAUACUUGUUUCCAGAAAUUCACAACUUUCUUCACUGCUUUCACCAACCCAUUAGUCUUGUAUCUGUGAUCUCGUACUUUCUACUGGCACCUGCACUGUAGAUAACUGGAAUUGAGAUGAACCUAACAAAACACAAAGACAACAAACAGAAUCUUUUGGUUAUUUCAGCAUUAUAUAACAAGACUGGCUUCUUUUUGUACAUGCAUGUAGUAUUUAUAGCUGUUGUAAUCAUCUAUAUGCUUGUUUAAACAUCUUUGCAAUGGGGAAAUGUUUCAGCUCGCUGUCUCAACAUAAGAAGUCAAACAACAAAAAAAAGGAACCGAAAAUGAUAAUUAUGUGGUAUUUUAAUUGUUCCAGUCUACCCUCAAUGUAUUCAUAAGAUUUUAUUUUAAUUUUUUUUAAGUUAUUCUAGUUCAGAAACUUGUCAAAAUGAGGACAAUAUUCACUGAGUGUUCAGCAAGUUAAAUAAAUCAGUCUAUUAUUUACUCCUUGAAUCAGUGCAGGCAGAAUAUCAGUUCUGUUAUGUCAGUGUCAAGACCUGUACUGACUGGCGAUUUAAAAGAAAACAACAGAAAGAAUGUGUAACUGCUCUGGCUAUGCCAUGUGGUGUUAAUUGCAGCGCAGAUGAUGUCUCUGUAAUUACAUUUUGGUUUAUACCUUUUUAUUUUUUUGCUGUGUAAUCAAAGAACUUCAGAACCGUGAGAAGAAGUGUAUUUUAAUUUAAUGAAUCAGCAUCUUGUUCCCAUGGUGAUAACAAAUAUUGUAUAUGAUAUCUAUGAGGGCAUGUAUUAGGAUAAAGAUAAACGGAAGCAAAAUUAAAACACUAACAAAUACAUACCAAUUGCAAUGUGUAAAAUGGCUGAUUUAAUUAAAAUAAAAUGUACAAGUGUUA